Messenger RNA from Dacryopinax primogenitus, 2004 nucleotides. RefSeq lists its product as uncharacterized. The transcript has a single exon. Bases 1 to 1671 code for a protein of 556 amino acids. The record is from RefSeq and is a predicted model, not a curated record. Lineage: Eukaryota; Fungi; Basidiomycota; Dacrymycetes; Dacrymycetales; Dacrymycetaceae.
AUGUCUACCCCUUCACCACCCACCUCUCCCCCUCCAGACACAACUACCACAACCAGCACGCCAACCCCUAGUCCACCCGAUACAUCCUCCAUCGCAUCUGUAUCAUCCGUCUCCACCCAAUCAGUAGAAUCGACCGCCUCGCUGGGCUCUCUCUCCUCUCUCUCCACAACCCCUUCAUCACCAACGGACACCGCUUCCCUCGCCUCCGAGUCCUCCGCUUCCCUCGCAUCAAUCGCCUCCCUCUCCUCCGUCUCCGUCCUCUCCGUCGAGUCACAAGCAUCCGCGCUCUCCCAAUCCCUCGCCUCCCUUCCACCAUCCCAAGCCCUAUCACUCCAAUCCCUCGCCUCCGAAUCCUCCAUCUCAGCCCUCUCCGUCUCUUCCACAGCAGCCGCAGCCACCGGAAACAUAUUAAUCCUAGCAAGCACAGAGAUCGUAACAGUGUACACCGAUUCCUCCGGCCAGCUACGCACGGUCCUCACUUCCUACCCAUACGCCACGGAGACCGCGGGCGGCGGCGGCGGGGGCUCGCACAACAACACCGGGCCCAUAGUGGGCGGCGUCGUGGGUGGCGUAGCAGGGCUGAUAAUCAUCGUCUUGAUCCUCUUCUUCCUCAUGCGUCGUUCGCGUGCAUCAGAGCCCUUGGAUCCGGAUACGAUGUUCGAUCCUGACCGAACGGUGAUGCACAAGCCGCAGAAGACCCCUGGGAUGGGACUGGACCCGGACGCAGACGCUCCGCCUACGGCGCAAGCAGGGCAGGGGGGGACGGUGAUUGAUCCGAGCUUGGCGGCUAGGCCGUGGAGGUAUGAUGGGCCGGGAGGGCGACCGAUGUCAGAGGUUAGUAGUGGGAGGGUUACCCCGUCUACCCCGGGCGUGGCGGGUGUGGGCGCGGGAGGAGGGUACGCGCCUUGGUUGCAGGGGCAGGCGUAUAAUGCUCCCCCUUCUGCUGCAGGGGGACUCACAGCAUCCGCCCUCUCUGGUCAGUCUCAGUCCCAAUCAAGAAGUCAAGGAGGCAGCGGAUCGUCAGACUCUGCAUCCCGCUACCCUGAGACGCAAGACCUGAGAAGCGAGAGCACGCGCACUGCUGAAGGGGAAGGAGUUUCCCCUAGCGCGGUGUACGGUGGGCUGGCACCGCAGGCCCAAGGAGGGAGGUUCGCGGUCGCGAACCCUGAUGUGCAGGGGUAUGCGUAUGGUGGGCUUGCUGCGGCUGCGGGACUGGGAGGAGCAGGAGCAGGAACAGGAACAGGAACAGGAGCAAGAUACUCCAAAGCGAGGGAAGCGGCACAAGAGCGGCAGAUGGCGCUCGCGGCUCGUCAAGGCCAAGGGCAACAAACUUACUACGCCUCUGCCUCCGGAGCAGGAGCAGGAGGGCUGUCCCCCUUCUCCCCGGGUAGGACAUCCAUAACCCCAACCUCCGCCCCCUCAGCGCACUCGCACUCCUCCUCUCCUCCACCAACAUCUCCAGUCUCAGCCCGCACACGCCCUUUGUCGGAAGAAGAUUUCCUCCACACUGGGAACCACCCAGGUCAGGGUACGGGCAUGGACGUGGACACGGACGUGGAGGAAGGACCGGUUAUGCAGCAUAGGGAUGCAGGCAGGUUUGUGGAGCAUGUACAGGGGGAAGAGGUGCCGCCGAGUUAUGAUAUGAUACCGGAGGAGGAUAGGAGGCGGUGAGGGGUGCUGGGUGCGGGGUCAGGGGGGGCCACCGCUGCUACGACACGACAACGACAGCAGCAGCAGCAGCGAGGCAACAACAACGCCGACAGCAACAGCAACAGCUGCGAAGUGAUCCGAACUCUAAUCUCUCCGUCACGUCUCCCAAUGGUCCACGUUCCUUACGCCUUUUUUCACAAAAGUCAAUGGACUCCCUCUCCCUUCUACCUCUUCCUCUUCCCCUUCCCCUCCCCGUCCUUUCCCCUUUCACAAUUCUUGUUUUCUUAUGUUUAUCUCAUGUUUCAUCUGCUUCAAAGUGUAUAGAUGCGUCGCUAGGGAAUGGAGGGUCGUACA